GUUUUGCAGAUCUGAAUGAAGAAAUCUUCUCUUCAAUAUACUGUUUGAGCCUUUCUUGAAUUUUUUCUUUCUUUUCUGGAAAAGAGAAAUCCGGAUGCCAGGUCUUUUCGACGAUGGAUCAUAAGAAACUACAAGGAGCUAUGUGCUAUCUUUGGUAGUGAAGAUCUGCCUGAAAGUUCUCUAAAUAGUAGUAAUGAUGAUGUAAAUUUGGUCGCAAAUAAUGAAGCUGCAGAUACAGAGGAGUUGUUUUACAAUCAGAGUGAUGCUGCAAAAGAAAGAGGGAAGUAGAUAUUAUGGACUGAUUAACCGAACAGCUGGUGGAGCAAGUGACUCUUGGAAAUAAGCUUCAAAAAAGUUUUAAGCAAGUGGCGCUUAAAGCUGCUGUUUCCAUUAUAAACAAAAAGUUCCCAUUUGACUUGACAACUGAAAAUAUUAGAAACCGGCUCGGGACCUGGAAGAAAAAAUACAGACUUGUGAAAGAUCUCCUCUCUCAACAUGGAUUUGAAUGGGAUGAGAGACAAAAGAUGGUUAUUGCAAAUGACUCUGAAUGGCGACAGUGCAUCAAGAGAAACCCUGAUGUGAGCCACAUACAAGGACGAGCUAUUGAUAAUUUCAACGAGUUACAUGUUAUCGUUGGCAAUGAGCAGGCGGGCAGACACUUGUCCAAAGCAGGUGAUAGAGUUGUAAAUAAUAUUCAAAACGGCAAAGAGGCUAUAGAAGUACCAGUGCAGGUCAUGGUUGAUGAGGACACGUGCGACAAUAAUACUGAUGAUGAUGUACAAGUUUCAUCUCAGCGGACAAUAUCUAGAUCUUCACCAUCACGUUCAAAAGAGGCAUUAAAGAGGAGGCAUAGCAGUGAUAUAAUGUUAGACGUGAUGGGUGCUAUGGCAGAAAACAUCGGGAGGAUUGCUGAUACAUUGACAGAAAGCAAGGGGGUGAGCUUGGAUGAACUGUUCUAAAUGGUACAAUCUAUUCCGGAAUUUGAUGAUGAUCUUAUAGUUGAUGCAUGUGAGUAUCUUUCCUUUGAUGAGAAGAGGGCCAGGAUGUUUAUGAAACUGGAUGAGAGGUUAAGAAUAAAGUGGUUACUGAAACGGCUAAGGGGUUAAGGUAGUUGAUCUUAAAUGCUUAUUAUUAUUAUUAUUGUUAUUAUUUUGGUUUCAAACAAUCAAUCUUAAAUGCUUAAUCUUUUGGUUUCAAGCCAUGCAAGGGGUAGUAUUUGGGUUAGGAAACAUGUAUAGAAAAUAUUUACACUAUGGAGAGUCUACAACAGUGGGGACUAAUAUUCUUUUCACUACCAAUGCAGGUUUUUUUACUCCACAAA
Molecule: messenger RNA, 1321 nt
Organism: Gossypium arboreum
Lineage: Eukaryota; Viridiplantae; Streptophyta; Magnoliopsida; Malvales; Malvaceae
Exons: 2
Coding region: 525-959 (144 amino acids)
Source: RefSeq, a predicted model, not a curated record